Amphiprion ocellaris (clown anemonefish) is the source of this 4750-nucleotide messenger RNA. RefSeq lists its product as uncharacterized. Bases 132 to 2993 code for a protein of 953 amino acids. The transcript is spliced from 8 exons. Gene Ontology annotation, molecular function: protein binding. NCBI's taxonomy places the organism in Eukaryota, Metazoa, Chordata, Actinopteri, Pomacentridae. The record is from RefSeq and is a predicted model, not a curated record.
CCCUGAGACGCCACAUAGCUGCUCUUUCCAUCUAUGCCCAGAAAUAAAAGUUGUCAUGCAGCCCCGUUAGCCUGUAGGUCUCCGUGUUGUAGAGGUGGGUGCUCCCCAUUUUACCGAGAGAACCCCAAAGGAUGCUGUGCACAUGCGUGUUGUGCAACACCGGAGCACGAGAGGUAGGGAAGGCAGUCCUAAUGGCGGAGAAUGUACGGUCGCCUUUUGACUACCGGGAACCACCGACCCUCGACAGCGACGGGGAUGGGAGCAAACCGCCGCCGCUACGGGGCCGCGUGUGUGGGAGAAAAAGGAAGGGGACACCUGUGAAGGUGUGUGACCGAGCGUAUGUAACAGAAGAUGAGGAGGAGGAGAGCAUGUCGGAGCACAGCUACAGCCCUGGUAAUGGCCAGUAUCCAGAGGGUGCAGAAGACCGCCUCCCUCCACCUGGCAGUCCCUACUACCUGCCGGAUCCCACUCAGCUCUGUGUUCCAGAGUUGGGGGAGGAGGGGGCAAGUGGUGUUAGAGGACCGGUGCUGUUUCAUCCGCCGCCCAACUGCCGAAUUCGAGAAGUCCACUGUGGGACCCAGGUGCGGCUGGUUGUCAUAGCAAUCCGAGACAUUGCCAAAGGAGAGGAGAUCACGGUGGACUACAGCCUGACAGACUGGGGCGAGAAUGCAAUGGAGGAGGAGGCUGGCCCCCACCCGUUGUCCCUCUCCGUUUCUGAUUACCUGACCCCCUCCUGGUCAUUAUCGCCCUCAUCCUCCCCACUCACACACUCUGAACCUAGUGAUUCAGACCGAGAGGAGGAUGAAGAGGAAGAAGAUGAUGACGACGACGACGAUGAUGAAGAAGAGGAAAUUGAGGAGAUACGGGGACGAAUGCUUCGCCGCCGCAAGAAGCGCAAAUUGCCCCCAGCAGUCAAUUCAAAGAAGAGGGGUGCGCCCACCUCCUCCAGAGGACCAGGACGCCCAUGCUCCUCCUUCUCCCGCCCAGCACCUGUUGCACCCCCGACUAGAUCCCAGCCCCAGCCCCCAGUAAGUUCCCUGGCACCCCCAACCACCAACAUAAACAAUAACAUCAAUAUAAACAUUGGCAGCUCCAGUGGCGCCACAGUGAGCCGGCGACAGCACUGCCCAUACUGUGGCCGCCACUUCCGUUCCCUAGCACGCCACCUGGAGAAGCACCACGCCAACCAGCCGGAGGUCAGAACAGCCAUGGAGAUGUCACACCUCCACAGCUCAUCAAAUGGCAGUAACACACACCCCCACCCCAUGUCAUCUCCCACCUCUGCCGCUCAAAGUCAUUCCUUUGCUGUCCCUCAGCCGUCUGCCUCAAACCCAAAUCCGCCCUCUCUUUUCACCAGGGAGAGGGAAUCACCAGCUACUCGCUCCAGCACAGGCAACGUCUCCUUCUCCCUUUCACUUUCUCCACCUGCUUCGGCUCAGCCUGCAGCCGCUAAGAAGGGGCCUAGCUUACCACUGCCUGCUAGAAAAUUCCAAGCACCUUCUAUGGUGUCCCAGGUAAAGAGUCCCUCACCACCUUCCACGCCUACUCCCAAAAGGGGUCGCAGGAUGAAAAAGGAAAAGCAUGAAGAAGUGCAAAAGGUAGAGGUGGAUAGCUUAAGAAAUCAAGAAGACCUGGUUCCACCUCCUACACCAGAGCCAGACAUUGAUCCAGAUGAAGAACUGGAGCUGAGUGGAGAAGGAGAAGAGGAUGCUCCAGAGGAGAAGAAUGGAGAGAUUGUAAGCACUCACAGGCAUCACAUGUCUCCGCUACUCUCUUCCCUUUCUUGUUUGGUCCUCUACCUCCGUCACCAACAGCAUUCGUCUUUCCUUUCUUUAACCCGUUCUCCUCACUCUGCUGAGGCCUGGCGCCUGCUCUGCCACUCCAGCCUCUCUCUGCUCAUCCUCUACAAUCGCCAUCGAGAAUGUGAGGUGGCCAAGCUCACUAUCCAGGACUACCGCAACCGAAUCACGCCCCAGACCAACUCCAGCACCAGUUCCCCAUCUGGCAUGGAAAGCCUCCUGUCUUCCUUUGAGCGCCAGGUCCUCUGUCAUCUUCCACGAGCUGGUGUGUUAGGCAAGCGUGGUCGCGUCCAGCCUCUUAUUCUCCCGCCUCACUGUGAGUCUUGCCUGGACCUGCUUCUUCGAACCAGCCCCAAUGUGGGUGUGGACCCCGAGAGCCCCUACAUCUUCUCCCGGCCCUACCACUCUCCUGCCACCCCUCUCCGGGGCACAGACCUCUUGAGAAACCUGGCCCGGGCCAGCGGGGCUAAGAACCCUGGAUCCCUGACGGCAACACGAGUGCGGCGGCAGGUAGCCAUCCUUACCCAACUGCUGUUGCUAGAGGAGGGGGAGGGCCAGAGUGGAGCUAUCAAACGGCUGGAGGACUUCCUGGAGCGAGAGUACCACGUGACCCAGAACUGCUCCACUAUCAUGCGAGAUCCAGCACUGAUGGGUCGUGUCGGCCGCGUUGUUCUCUAUGGAGAGAGGGAGGGUGUCCUUUUCAGAGGGAUGAGCCUGCAGCACAUCUGCCUUGAGUUGGACGUGAUGUCUGGCAACUCAGCAGAUUCCUUUUCGGAAGAUUCAGAGGCAGAAGAACAGAAAGAGGACGUUAAGGAGAAGCAAGAGGUGGUGCCGAAAAAGAAAGGGCCAGGCCGACCUCCACGGAAGAAGAGAGCACCCGUUCCUGCACCCCCAGUCGGCCCAUCUUUAGCGAAUGUCCAUAAAAAAAGAUCUGUUCCUCCAAAAUCAGGGAAGCGUGGUGUGCUGAAGCGUCCCUGGUCAGAGGCUGAGCGUGUAGCAGUGGAGACUCACCUAAAUAGAAACCUCAUGGAACUGCGCGUCCCUGCAAAGGCAGACUGCGAGCGCUGCCUCGAACUCUGCCCCCUGCUAGUGAGCAACCAGCGAGACUGGAGGGCUAUCAAGUUUUACGUCCACAAUCGCAUCCAACUACUGAAGAAGCAGGGCAGAAGGGAAAGUGCUGCGGCUGUCUGCUAGGGCAAAACAGAGAUGUGUAUAAACCACCAGCAAUCACAAUGAAGAGAAGACUCUUGGUCAUGGUGUGUUUUUUCCUUCUCUUUCCUUUCAUGGGUGCAGUCCCUAAAGUUAGGUGCAUUCCGGAUCUCAUCCCCAUGGCUGUAAGGGAUACAGGGCCCCAGACUAACUCUAUUUUUGCUGAUUGCACUGCACCUCCCACCGUGGCAUUGGCAUAACAUCUCACUUUGCUAAACAUCUUCUUAUCAAUAGACACUAAAAUGACCAAUGUUCCCCUAAAGGCCUUGCAUUGAGGGCUGCAGUAGAUGCUUCUAGGUGGCAACAGUGUACUCUGAUAGAUGUGUGAGCUCAACUUUGGAAAGAGUGAAAUAGGGUGUUCUACUGUCAAAUUUGCCCAAGAUGAUUGAGGAUUUUAUCCACAUGCGCCGUUUUCUGCACAUGUAGGUGCCCUCCGCUUUUUAUGAGCAGAGCGCAUUUAUAGUGUAAAUACUGCAGUCAUUUUCAUAUAAUGGUGGGAAACUAAAUCAUGGUUGUGAUUAAUAUAUAUUGAAUUUUCCAGCCCCACUACUACGCUAGCCAUUGUAAUUGAAUGACUUGCAUUGUUUCCUUCUCUGGUUCAGUCAAUAUGUCCUUUCAUGCAUCUGCAGUCAAGUGUGUCUGAGGCAGGCGUCUCCCUCUCCACCUCCUCUUUCCUCAUUUUGUUUUUACAAUAACUAGCUAGUGACCACUUUAUCUUUGGAAGACACAACAGCAAAACAGCUUGGUUUACACAUCAGGCUGGCACAGACUGACAGAAGAAAUUAAUACUUUUCACCACUGGGGCUAACGCAGUAACUACAUGCCCCGCUUAGUGACACCGAAACAGUCUAAUGAUCAUCAAACACUCACACGAAUGUGACCACUUGAAAAUCUAACUAGCACACUUCAAAUAUAAGGUCAGAUAUGCGACCGUUUUGGGUGCGGUCUGGAGCCCUGGAGAGUAGUGUAAUAAAGGUGACUAAACUAAGAAGACAGGGGGGUUGCUGUAUUUCAGAACAGUGCAUAUUCAGUGUUGCGAAUUCCCAGUGUCUGUUUUUGAGAUGUAUUUUUAAGUGGUUGAACAAAAUGUACUGUUAAGUGUAAAUAUGAGAACAGGCACAGUGAAUGCUUUUUUUAAAGAUGAAUUUUUACUUUAUUAGAUAGCUGACAGUCGAGAAUGGCAGGAUAUAUGGGAGAAAGGAUAGAUCUGUGAUGUGGAGUGCACUUUAGACCAGCAGGACACAUUACAGCACAUUGUCCAUGGUCUAGCAUUUGCCUCUACUGAAGGCUGAUGACCAAACAUGAAGCUUUGAAAAAAAACAAUGGUUCUGAACUUUAAUAAUCCCCACAGGUAGACAACAUGUCUUGUGGACUCAGAAAUGUAUACUUGUAUAAGUUUGUGUUUGAUACUGACUGACAUUUUGCCCCAGCCCAUGGCACCCAACUGACUAGUGUAUUAAAAAAAAGUAUUCUUCAAAGUCUUUGACCAUAAUGCACAUGUGAAGUGUUUUGUGCAUACCUUUUUAACAUGAUCAUAGACUAGUAUGUAUCAAGGCAAGCCUACUUGAAUUUAUUGCGUAUCAUAAUUAAAAAAAAAAAAAAAAUCAACACAUGGUCUUAUUCACAUUGUAAAUACUUCCUAAUCUAUGAAGGUAUCCAGUAGUGGUUACAAAGUUGGUUAUGUGUUGGUAUGAUGUACAUACUGUAUAUAUUAUCUGUACUUAUUAAAGUGUAUGACAAUU